AUGGACCUAGGCAAAUCAAGCUCCAUCAUCUCCGAGCAGGAGAUCAAGGAGCUCUGUGCACAGAUGGACGAGAUGGUCGCUUUUAUGAAUUACAGGAUCAUACCGUCAGCCCCACUUAUCUGCAGCAGCAGCAAUGGGACAAAAGAUGAAGAAGACAAGGCGCCGCAGUCCCCGGGGAUCGACGGCAUCUUACAGCGGCUAGCUGACAUGCGGCGCGACAUGUCCAAGCUCAAAUCGGAACUGGCCCCUUUCUGGCACGAAUACCCAUAUGAGAAGAAGUCGGAGCUGACUCCGGAGGAGAGGGAGAAGAGGAUCAAAUCCUGGCACGAGUAUGAGAAGCUGGACAACAAGGACAAGGCCAGCAAGGAGAUGGAAUGGCCACUCAAAGUGUACGGCCUCAUCGCUGCACGAGACAGUGUGGAUCGCAGACGCAAUUUUCUCUUCUUACGGGAAAGGGACAAUUUCCAAGAGAUCACCCAAGAAAAACCCUUCUUGUGCUUGACUGGCCCAUCUCGUGCAAUUUUGGCUCAGGACCAUGUUAGCCUUGAAGUCCAGCUAAAACUUAAGGGUCCCUCGGAGUCUGAGGACACAAUGUUGAUCACUAAGAGAUGCCAGCACAGUCACUAUCAUGCCGAUAAUGAUUUAUAUACUCUUACCUUGGAGAACCGUCUUUGCACAACAGAGUUAAGCCUGCAGCAAGUAUACCGUGAAUCUGUCCAAGCAACUUUCUUGCGCGUCGGUGGCUUUGUUAAAGGCAGUACAACCCCUUUCAUUCAUGGAGGCCGUGUUGCUUGCUCCUCACCACCUCAUGGAGGUCAAGGCACUGCCCCGCCCACCCAAGUUGUGUUACUUGAUUCUCGUUAUUGUGAUGGUGGGAAGAUGCCAAUAGGCGAAGAAGAUGGUUACCUUGAUCUGUCGAGGCAUGUUGUUUCUGUUGAAUUACGGACAAUGAGUGAAGAUUCUGAAGAAUUGGAAGAAACCCUGAAAGUUGUCAUAGAAGCCUACUCAGACUCUCCUCCUAAAGUUUCUGCGAAAGCUGAUGUCAUGGUCAAGCCUCGGUAUUGCGGCAUAAGUGAACAUGAAUGUGUCCUUCACGGCUCUACGGUGAAGAUUACCAUUGCUUGGUCACCUAUUCUUCGAACCAACAAGGUUAUUCUGUGA
Triticum turgidum subsp. durum (durum wheat) is the source of this 1161-nucleotide messenger RNA. The record is from the annotation of a GenBank genome assembly. Lineage: Eukaryota; Viridiplantae; Streptophyta; Magnoliopsida; Poales; Poaceae.